UGUCAGCCAGCCAGUCGAAUCCGAAAAAGAGAAAAAAAUCGUUUUCAACGCGAAAAGUUUGUGCAACGCUGGUGUAUUUUGGAGAAAAAUCGAGAUUUUGGUGAAAAUUCGCUGUGAAUGCAAUGAUGCAGAGAUCGUCGAUGCGACACAUUGAAAGAUUUCCCGCGUAGUGGAAGAGCGUAGAACAUCGCCAUCGUUGUAUUGAUCACAAAAGAUUGUGAUUGGUAUACACUUAGCAUUUGACUCUGUUCAUGAUUGAUGAGAGAGCACUGCUGCUAUCAGCUGUGACGACGACUGUGGAAAAUAGGAGCAACAAAUCUCAUUUAUGAGUCACUAAUGCGUACGCGAUUAUCAGCGCUAGAGGAGGAAGCAACGUGAAAAUGUCAACUGCGAGCAGAGAAAAUGUCGACUUGGAGUGCUUCUUGGUUACGAAGCACUCGUGGAAGGGCAAGUACAAGCGGAUAUUCUCCAUCGGUUCUUGCGGCAUUUCGACCUACAAUCCAGAAAAGUUCGAUCUCACCAACCGAUGGCAGUACAAUGAGAUAGUCAGCGUGUUGCCAAACAAAUCUGGAAAUACAACCAAUGAGUUUGUGCUGAAUUUGCGGAAAGAUAAAAAAGUUGAUACCAUACGACUUUCCUCGGAGUAUCGGAAUGAAAUUCUCACCUCAUUGCUAAAGUUCUACAAGGAUUUUUCGGAAAAACCAAAGCAUAUUCUGAAAUUCGAUGCCUUCAAGCAUCAUUGGUCGGGUACUACGCUGCCUGCUGUGUUGGAAGUUACUCCUAGUUCGCUGGACCAACUAGAUCCAACUACCAACACUGUGUUGGCGAGCUACAACUACAAAGAUAUCGAUAACAUCGUAGGCAUUCAGGAUUACAAGGAUGGUAUUGUCGUCGCUUACGGUGGCCACAAGAGAUUACACCUGUUCCGGGUGGCCAACCACCACGAUGUGGUGCAGAUGAUAGUGAACAAUGCCCAGCAGUACUUGGGCAUUGACGUUAAGGUUUCGAAGAACCAAAUCACCCUGGAUCAGUUCGAGCGAGAAAGAUUUGGGGCAUUCAGUGGCGAUCAGCAUCAGACAUCGUUGUCGGAGUUCAUAGUUCAGAAAAUCACACCACGCCAUUCGGAGCCUAUGCGACGGAUACUGUGCCUAACGGACACCACCAUUUUGGAACGAGAUCCCCAAACGUACAGCGUUUGCACUCUGCGACCGUUGAUUGAAAUCUUUGGACUCAUCCGCUGCGAUGAUAACAUUCAGAAGUUCUCUAUCGAAUAUAAGAACGGUCUGACUAGAUCUUAUCUAACUAACGAUCGUGACUCUCUGCUGGCCACUUUGCUGGAUGCGGUUCGCUCAUGUGGCAAUCAGGAUGUGCACGUUCGAAUCUCGAAAACUCCCCGAGGCAAACGAGUCGGACCGCUGACUGCAUCCGUCGACGAAGAAACCGAGGCAAACCUGUUGCGCUACAUUAUUAGCUGCUACCAAUACCCAGUGAAGCGGUUUGACGUGUUGGAGCGAUUCAACGCAAACAUUCCAUACAGUGGACUGAACUACAGUGUUACUCAGGAUAGUUUAUUUUCAGAGAAUAAGGAACGUCUGAUAACAGCGGCACUUCAAGCCUUAGUUGGCGGAGGAACCAAAGAAGACAUGAAUCAGUUGAAUAAUGUUGAGCUAGAGGCGUCGUUCCACGUGCUUCGCAGGCUACUGGCAAGUAAAGUGGGCUUCGCAUCGUUUACCAACCAGCAAGGGUUUCGGGAAUGCAUUGGUCUUCGUGUAGUCCAUGCCCUCAAAAGGAACAAUCUUGCUGUGACGUAUGCGGCAAUCGACAUGAUAAACUCGCUCAUGCACCCAAUGCAUACGGAAUACGAUCUAAAGCAGGAACAGCUGAACAAAUCAUCUCUACUGCAUUCAAAGAGUUUUCUAGAGCAAUUGCUAGAUAUGUGGACAAAACACGUCAAUUUAGGAUCAGGAGCGCUAGUUCUAUCUGCAAUGUUGGAUUUCCUCACGUUCGCACUUUGUGUACCCUACAGCGAAACCACUGAUGGCAAGCAAUUCGACAUGUUGCUGGAAAUGGUGGCGACCCGCGGGCGGACGCUGUACAAAUUGUUCCAGCAUCCUUCACUUGCCAUUGUCAAGGGAAGUGGAUUGGUUAUGAGGGCAUUAAUAGAGGAAGGAGACACGGUUAUUUCGAACCAAAUGCAAACCCUGGCUCUGGACGAAGCGGCCUUAUGCCAUCAUCUGCUGGUAGCAUUGUACACUCCGGCACAUGAUUCCACAAUGGCGACCCAUAGGCAGUUGUCCCGGCAUUUGGUAGGACUGUGGAUCACAGAUCAUAAUGAUGCUAUGUGCUUGCUGAAAAGAAUAUUCCCGGCAGGACUGCUAUCGUUUCUUGAAAGUGAAGAUCCCGUACCAAAGGAGGAUACCGAAGAAGAUAAAUUGAAUUUCCGCGACAAUCUCAAGCUAGCAGUGCAACAUUCCAGUAGAAACAAGCGGCUGAAUUAUCUGAUAGAGAAGCAUCUUGAAGGUAUUAAGCAUUGGGGUCUGAAUUUGAUGGAUCGCCAGGAGAAAGUUCAGCAAACAAUGAAGAAUCGCCCAAUUGUGCUGCGCAAUCGGCGACAGAAGAAAAAGGUUGGCGAUGAAGUCGUGAACUUGCCACUGUUUUUCUACCAAUUCAAUAAGAACCAUGCCAUGCCCAAUCUGAUCUGGAAUCACAAAACUCGGGAAGAACUGCGAACUUCUUUGGAGAAUGAAAUCCGACAGUUCAACGCCGACAAAGACUUGGCGGGAAGUAUGCUGGUAGCGUGGAACUACGAAGAGUUUGAAGUAAAUUAUCAAUGUUUGGCUGAUGAGAUUAAAAUAGGGGAUUAUUACAUCCGGUUACUGUUGGAAAGGGACGACUGGCCUCAAAAUUUGGUGAAAAAUCCCAUUGAACUGUUCAACGCUCUCUACCGAAGGGUGUUGUGCCGAAACAGACUGAACGAUGAUCAGCUUACAGUCACAUCGCUUCAAGCGCUGGCCAAAGUUUACAAAAGGUAUUACGAGGAAAUAGGCUAUUUCAGCGAUAUGCCGUAUAUCCUUCAAAUGUUAGACCGGUGUUUAUCACCAGCACUAAGGGACGCUCUGAUAAUUUUGAUAAAGAACCUGGUUCUUCACAAAUCCAACUGCCGUCCAUUGGUGGAUCAUGUCAAUUGUUUAGUGGACCUGGUAACUUUAGCACAUUUACACACGGGCCGCGCGAUGCCCAACACCAAGACCAAUGUAAUCGAGGCUGGCCCAAACAUGAAGAUGCACGAGGAGAAAGAUUGGUAUUACAACGUGGAACGAGAGAAUGAGAAACCCGAGCGUUGCGGGCCAGUUACAUUCUCCGAACUGAAAGAGCUUUGGAACAAAGGUGUCCUAACGCCAAGAACCCGUUGUUGGGCUGUUGGUAUGGAUGGAUGGCGCUCAUUACAACAGAUUCCUCAACUCAAAUGGUGUUUGAUGGCCAAAGGCUCGCCACUAUUCAACGAAACAGAACUAGCUCAACACGUUCUGGACAUUUUAAUCAAAUGCACGAGCUUCUUUCCAAGUCGAGCGCGUGAUGGCGAAGCAGUUCUUAUUCCAGGACCUCGAUUAUCUCGCAAAUUGUCCGAAUUUAUUUGCCUACCACACAUCGUUCAGGUUUGUUUGACACAUGAUCCAGGCCUAUUAGAGCGAGUUGCCACACUGCUUUGCCAGAUAAUGGAAGACAAUCCAGAAAUGUCUAAAGUGUAUCUCACUGGAGUGUUCUAUUUCAUGCUCAUGUACACGGGCAGUAAUAUACUUCCCAUUGCUAGGUUCCUAAAGAUGACUCAUAUGAAGCAAGCAUUUCGCAGCGAAGAAACCACCUCUCAGUCAGGCAUUAUGCACCGUAGUAUUCUUGGGCAGCUGUUGCCCGAAGCAAUGGUAUGCUUUCUAGAAAACCACAGCUCCGAAAAGUUUGCCGAAACCUUCCUCGGAGAAUUCGAUACGCCGGAAGUGAUCUGGAGCUCAGAAAUGCGACGAAUGCUCAUCGAAAAGAUUUCCGCCCAUAUUGCCGAUUUCACACCAAAACUAAAAGGUCACACCAUGGCCCGGUAUCCGUAUCUGGCGAUCCCAGUCAUCAGUUACCCACAGCUGGAGAACGAACUGUUUUGCCACAUAUUUUAUUUGCGACAUCUGUGUGAUACUCGCAAAUUCCCGAAUUGGCCGAUUCCCGAUCCGGUUCAACUGCUUAAACACACUCUGGAUGCCUGGCGUAAGGAAGUGGAAAAGAAGCCAUCUCAAAUGACCGUUACGCAGGCGUUCGAAGAUCUGGGAAUUGAUUUAGUUAAAUUCCCACAGCCGGACGAAUCCGUCAUUCGAAAAAGUUAUUACCGGUUGGCUCAGAUGUACCAUCCCGAUAAGAAUCCAAAAGGAAGGGAAAUCUUUGAGCGCGUCAAUCGGGCCUAUGAGUUCCUCUGUUCUCGUCGGGGCAAUACAGAUGGGCCCAAUCCAAGCAAUAUUGUGCUGAUUCUGCGAGCACAAAGCAUUCUCUUCGAUCGAUAUGCGGACGUAUUGCAGCCCUACAAAUACGCCGGCUAUCCGCAACUUAUCAAAACUAUCCGUCUGGAAACGAAAGACGAGCAGUUGUUCUCGAAGACGGUCCCAUUGCUUAGCGCUGCCUCCGAAUUAUGCUACCACACUGUGCACUGUUCUGCGCUGAAUGCUGAAGAACUUCGACGAGAAGAGGGCAUUGAAGCACUGCUGGAAGCAUAUUCUCGAUGUGUUUCGAUCAUGGGAUCGGACUCACAAAGAGAUUCACUUCACUAUGAAGUCAUAUCGAACAUCACUCGAUGUUUCGAAGUGGCAUGUAGUUUCGAAAACUGUCGCAAAAAGAUUCUCGAACUGCCACAGUUGAUUGUGGAUGUUUGCAGGGUGGUAUAUUUUAAGCAUUCACUUUCGGUUAGUCUGGUCACGAGCCUAGCUGCCAACAACUACGAUCUGCAGUGCAAUCUCGUGCGAAAUGGCGUAUUGUGGUCUCUUAUGAUUUUCAUGUUUGACUAUGAUUAUACCCUGGAUGAAAGUGGUGUAUCGACAGAGGAGCAAUCGAACAAUCAACAAGUAUCGAACAACCUAGCAAAAUUAUCUCUGCUGGCCUGUGUAGCCUUGGCCGGAUAUCAAAUGACACUUUUGGAUGACCCUAAACAAGCUGUUCAUAAGUCUACACCUAAAUCGAAUCCCACCUCCCGGAGUGACUCACCACAACAGCUAGCGAUCAGAAGCAAUUCGCUAACCCAGUCACAAACCUACUCGCAAAAUGCAUCAAAUCUCAUACAGAACAAUUCCAGUUUGAUUCAGACGGCAGCAAUCAUCGAUCGUACGCUGCAGGAUAAGCCCGAAUCCCAACCGUCAGAAGCUACUUCCGGCGAACUGUUGGAAUGCGAGAAGGGAUUGAGCAAUAAAAAGUAUAAGAUAUCACCCACCGCGCCCGCCAAUGCAGUGGUUAAAAAAAUGCUAGAUCAAUUGCUGACGACGUUCGUGGCGAACAAGAUGGUUUCCGAUAAAGAAACGGAAGUUUUGAAGCUUCUUAAUUCCAACACACGAAAUCCGUAUCUAAUAUGGGACAAUGGUACGCGUGCACAAUUGUUGGAUUUCCUGGAGUUCCAGCGCACCAAUGCAUCCAAAGAGCAGUACGAGGACGUUGCAGACAUUUAUGAAAUAGUGAAGGGAUUGUCUUUCGACGCUCACAGGGACGAACUCAAAAUCGGAGGCAUCUUCAUCCGAAUCUACAACGAAAUGCCAACGUUCCCAAUCAUCAAUCCGAAAACGUUCGUAAUCGAUCUGCUGGAGUUCCUCAAACAGGCUUACAAUCACCUAACCGCCAAAAACGUAAAACCACUGCCGCCUCCACCAAGUGGCAACACCGUCAACAGUCAAGGUAUUCUAAUUCCCACUAAAACAUGGAAACCUCUUGUUCCGACCAAAAGCAACUCAGUGAACAGUAAUAUCAUCAACAAUAAUACAAAUACAGGUAGCCAACAGCAGAAACAACCGGACAUCAAUACCGUACUGAGUGAGUACAGUCGCGCAAGACAACGAAAUCAUUUGACUACUUCGGGAUCGGUUUCUUCGGAUGAUUCCUCCAAGACGUACGACUUCGCUUCGAACCCGAAUGCGAUAAACCACAUAGUGAUGGCAAUGAAGGCCCUCAUUUCCGUCAUAAAAUCAAACACCAAUGUAGAAAUCCAGUGCAUCGGACAUUUUGAAAUGCUGUUCGGGUUCCUCUCGUCCAGCUUGUGUGAUCGAGAUAAAAUAUUGAAAUCGCUGGCCCUAGAAAUAGUGUGUCUAGUGUCCCGCAAUAAGGAAUGUGUAACAGAAAUCUCGGCCUGCGAAAUAUUUGGCCUUUAUUUGAUUGCCUUGAAAGAUAAGGACCUCCGCGACAUGCAACUGAAAGUGUUAGAGACACUGUCGGGACUGCUCAAUGUUCCCAAAAUGAUCAAAGAAGGGCAUUCGAAGGGAGCUGUAAUAUAUUUGCUAGAUCUGUUUUGCAAUUCAAACAACCCUCAAAUACGGGAAUCCUGCGCUGAGUUGCUAUCGAAGAUGAACGCAGAUAAACUGAGCGGACCGAAGAUUCGUAUUACGGUUUGUAAAUAUUUGCCAUCAGUAUUUCUGGAUGCGAUGAUCGAUUCGCCAUCGGUAGCCGUUCAAAUGUUUGAAUCAACUCAUGAACAUCCGGAGCUGAUCUGGAACGAUCGAAUACGAAGCAGUGUAUCGGAUGCCGUGCAUGACAGUGCGGACAGUUUCUUCGCUCAGCAAAAGCAGAAUCCGAAAACCAUGUGGCGAGAUCCAGAGGUUUUGCCGGACAUUUGUUCCAGCGAGCUGGUGGUUUCGGGAGUAUAUUUAAGACUGUACAUUUCCAAUCCUGGAUGGACUUUACGCAAACCAAAGCAAUUCCUUGCCGAUUUAUUGGAUUUCAUCGUGGAAAACAUCAGCCGGAAUGGUGUUGAUAAAAAUAUCCUAGAUAUUUCAACGACUGCACUGGUUUUGCUGUUGAAUGCACAGCCAAAUCUUGCAGACUCGGUUCCAGUUUUGGGUCAUAUUCCCAAAUUUUUCCGUCAAUUAUCAGUUCAACCAAAAAGUGCACUCACCGUACUGCAUCAAUUGUCACUUUCAGAGAUUUGCGUGAGUGCCAUUUCCCAAACAGAUUGCAUCCUAGCGCUGAAGUCAUGCAUGGAGAGUCAUCGAGAACUAGUGGCUAUAUCGUGUGAGACAUUGAGUAGACUUUUCAAAUGUCAACAUGACUCGCUCAUACGACAAUCGUUGGAGUGUCAACUGAUCCCCUAUUUGUUAGGGCUGCUGGAGAGCCGCAUUGAAGCUACUACGAACCCAGCAAUGGUGAAGGCCCAAAUUGUGGCUGCAUUGAAAGCCAUGACAUCGAACCUUACCUAUGGGGAUCGCGUGGCGCACAUACUAAAUCAAAAUCCAGUGUGGGCGGAGUAUCGAGACCAGAAGCACGAUCUCUUCAUUACCGAUACCAAUGUCAGGGGCUAUUUAACAGGAGCGCCGAAUACCACCGCUGGAUACCUGACUCAGGGUCCUGCUAAGAACGUAGAGGUGCUGACUUCACCACCACCGAUUGAUCGGGAUGAUCCGUUGUUUUCGCGUGGUACCAGCAACGAUUCGUAAGUAUCACAGCUUAGACUCGUGUUGCUUUUCCGCAUCCUGCGAGCAGAACAUGUGGCCAGAACAAUUAGUCGUAAUAUUUCCCACACACGUGUGAACAACAACAUUGAACCAGGGUCGCCAUGUCGUCUAAAUAGUUUAUAGUCUUGUAAAUGAACUGAUAAACCUAAUGGCUAGUUAGUAUUCGAACGAGGAGAACUAAAAUGAUCUAAUAGUGACAUUGCAUUAUUCAUCGGUUAAUGAACGUAAUGACGUGUAAUAUAUCACCAGCAGAAAAUAGCUUAUAAAGUUUAACUACAAACUCUAUAAAUAAGAUAAUGGAUUUUUAUUAUAUUGUGAUAUUUUUAAAAUGUAAUUUAUAUAUUGAAGUCACAAUUACUUCGAAUGAAUAAAAGAACUAUAAACUAGAAUACAA
Messenger RNA from Aedes aegypti (yellow fever mosquito), 8073 nucleotides. RefSeq names its product dnaJ homolog subfamily C member 13 (gene Rme-8). Gene Ontology annotation, biological process: regulation of early endosome to late endosome transport; endosome organization; receptor-mediated endocytosis. NCBI's taxonomy places the organism in Eukaryota, Metazoa, Arthropoda, Insecta, Diptera, Culicidae. Gene Ontology annotation, cellular component: endosome membrane. The record is from RefSeq and is a predicted model, not a curated record.